Messenger RNA from Talaromyces marneffei, 3840 nucleotides. RefSeq lists its product as uncharacterized. The coding region runs from base 1 to 3840 and encodes 1279 amino acids. Lineage: Eukaryota; Fungi; Ascomycota; Eurotiomycetes; Eurotiales; Trichocomaceae. The transcript has a single exon. The record is from RefSeq and is a predicted model, not a curated record.
AUGACGAAAGGACUGCCUGUGAUCGACACCACCAAGGACCUCUCGGCUCUUUUCAUUAAGCAAGCUGCUGUCAGUCCCGAUGCUGUGGCUCUGGAGGAUGGCGAUGUUACAUAUACCUACGCCCAGUUGGAUGCCGAAGUAGACACUCUCGCUGCGCGUCUACGUGGCUAUGGCGUUGGUCGCAACACACAAGCCGGGGUACUUCUACCGCGAUGCGCUCAUUACGUGAUUGCCUGUUUGGCCAUCCUACGGGCGGGCGGUGCCUUUCUCUCCCUCGAGUUAGCCUAUCCCCCGGAACUUCUAUCAGACGUGAUCGAGGAUGCGAAACCGGUGGUCGUGAUUACACACGCUUCUGAGGAGCCCAAGGUCGUUAAACAGGUACCCGUCAUUUGUCUCGAUCAGCCUCCAACGGAGCUCAAUGGAAACGGCAAAGACCCAGGUCCCCUGCCCACAGAUGACGAUUUGGAUCGACUUUGCUUUGUGUCCUAUUCAUCCGGCACCACCGGCAAGCCCAAGGGUAUCGCAAACCCACACCGAGCUCCUGUGCUUUCAUACAACCUACGAUUCCUCGUGCAAGAUGUGAAGCCUGGAGACCGAGUUGCAUGCAAUGUGUUUUUCAUUUGGGAGAUAAUACGUCCGCUUUUGCGAGGAGCUACCGUCGUAGUAGUACCAGACGAAGUCAGCUACGAUCCUGCUGCACUGGUUGACCUACUUGCUUCGAAGCGUAUUACGGAGACUUUGAUGACACCCACUCUUCUCGCUACUGUUCUCGCUUCCAAUCCAGAUAUCCAGUCACGCCUGCCAGAGCUGCGCACUCUUUGGUUUAAUGGUGAAGUCGUCACCACAGAUCUUGCCGGCCGGUCAAUGAAAGGGCUCCCUCAUACGCGUCUGCUGAAUUGUUAUAGCGCCUGUGAGACUCACGAAAUUGCUUGUGGUGAUAUUCGCGAAAUGUACGACGAGAAUUCUCUAUAUUGUCCUGUUGGGCCACCAAUGGACCCUGAGCACACCUAUAUUCUUGACGAACAAGGAAAACGAAUUACCACGAACGAGGUCGGAGAGCUGUUCAUUGGUGGAUCAAUGUUGGCAUGGGGAUACAUCAACCGUCCAGAGACCACCGCCGAAGCUUUCACUCCUAAUCCAUACGACACGGCUCCUGGUGCUCGCAUGUACAAGACGGGCGACCGAGCGCGUAUUUUACCUUCCGGCAUACUCGAAAUUAGCGGUCGAGUGGGCACCAUGAUUAAACUGCGUGGCUACUCGGUUGUUCCAGGAAAAGUUCAAAGCGAAAUCUUGAAACGCUUUGCUGCCUGCAAUUGCAGUGUAGUCGCGCACGGUGAAGGGCUGGAAAGACAACUAGUGGCAUAUGUAGUACGCGACCGGGAAGCUUCACAAGAUCGCCUGCCUAUUGUCAUCGAUGAAUCAGGACGCAGUCCAGAAGCGCGUCGUGCGCUCGCUCCUUAUCUUGCGCAUUACAUGAUUCCGACACUCUGGGUUGAGAUGGAUGCUCUACCCACAAACGAAGUCUCCGGCAAAGUAGACGUGAAGAAUCUCCCACCUCCGCCAAAACCAGUGCAAGUCAACGGCAACCAUAAGCCAACUGUAUCAGAUUCUGUCAGCUUCAAAGAUAUUGCAGCGUUCUGGGCUGCCAUCCUCAAAGUACCACAGAGCAGUCUCAAACCCGAGGAUGACUUUUUCAUUCUAGGUGGACAGUCAUUGAUGCUAGCUGAUUUGUCCUCAAGGCUCGCAAAGAACUACGGUUUCCGUGUGUCUAUUGCACGAUUGGCUGAGGUUCCAACUCUCGCUGGACAUCUUGCGGCAGUUCGUGCAGCAAGAGACGGCCACAGCGCGGCAGUACAAGCUGAACUCCCUUCCAUUCUACGAAAGGACUCUACGUUAGACGACGACAUCAAGCCCUACAAUCUCAAUUUACGUCCCAUUGAUACCGCAGAGACCGUGCUUCUGACAGGAGUCACUGGAUUCCUCGGCGCUUUCCUUCUCAACGAGUUGUUGGAGAGCACGAGUGCCCAUAUCAUCUGCCUAGUGCGUUUCGGCCAUCCGACACUGGAUGGCCAGCCGGAAGCCGUUGCAAGAAUACGCAAGAACCUGCUGGAUUUGGGCUUGUGGCGUGAUUCGAUCAUGGAAAGAGUAGAGAUUCUCCCCGGCAACUUGUCUUUGGAUAGAUUCGGUCUUUCUCACGAAGAAUUUGACGAUUUGGCAUCCCGUGUUCAAGUGAUUGUUCAUGCAGCCGCCACUGUCAACCUUGUAUACCCAUACGCGGCUUUACAAAAGGCCAAUGUUGAAGGUACAAGAGAGAUCAUUCGUCUCGCAUGCAAGAGCGGUGCCACAUUACAAUACGUGUCCACAAACGGAGUAUUACCACCAUCAGGCAAGGAUGGCUGGUCAGAAGACACCAUCCUGCCUGUCGAGGAUGUACCCGAAAAGCUUCCCGAUGGCUAUGGGCAAACAAAAUGGGUAGCUGAGCAGCUUGUACUGGAAGCUGGUCGUCGUGGAUUACCAGUGAAGAUUCAUCGAGCAGGAACGAUUAGUGGACACAGCACGACUGGUGCUUCCAAUGCCUGGGACUUGUUGUCUGCCAUAAUCGUGGAAUCAAUUAGACUCGGAUAUGCGCCGGAUGUGGAUGGUUGGAGGGCCGAGAUGACCCCGGUAGACUUUGUCAGCAAGUCAAUCAUUCAUCUUUCGUCUCAAACCGCUCCCCAGCAGACUAUAUUCCACCUAGGUGAUCCCGACCCCAUCACCAUCAGAUCAGUUUUCGAUCAACUUGAGCAAUUGGGCUAUCCAACAAAACCUCUAGGAUGGGGUGAAUGGGUUACUCUAUGGAAUGAGAAGCGGGGUAUUGUGAAAGGUGGGGACGGCGCGUUUACUGUGGAUAUUCUUCGAAGUGGCAUGCCGACCGUGGACUUCUUGAAAGGCAUUGUUGUCUUGAACAACAGCAAAACGCGGCCUUUCCGAAUUGCAGUCGAAAGACCCAAGGUUGAUACUGCCUUGCUCAGUACUUAUACUCGCCAUUGGUUCGCAAGAGGCUGGUUGCCACAAGCUCCACGAAAAGGUGUUGCCAUGUCCGCAAAACAAGUGAACAGAUCGCCAUUGUAUGGGCGCGUUGCAGUGAUUACUGGUGCAUCUUCUGGUAUUGGUGCUGCUGUUGCCACCGCAUUGGUGAAGCAAGGAUGCCAUGUAGCACUUGGUGCUAGGCGAGUGGAAGCUUUGGAAGCUGUCCAGCGCAACUUUGGUACCGCCGAAGGCAAAAGCAUCAUUCGGGCAACGGAUGUAACGGACAAGAAGCAAGUGGAGGAACUUGUUCGUACGGCGACCGAUGAGCUUGGAGCAGUGGACAUACUUGUCUCUUGUGCCGGUGUAAUGUAUUUCACCAUGAUGGCGAAUGUGCAGACCGAAGAGUGGGAACGUACCGUGGACGUGAACUGCAAGGGUCUAUUACAUUGUCUGUCUAGCACAGUACCAGGAAUGCUGUCCCGUGGCAGUGGCCACAUCGUCGCUAUUUCAUCCGAUGCAGGACGAAAAGUGUUCCCCGGUCUGGGCGUGUAUUCAGCCAGCAAAUUCUUCGUUGAGGCGACUCUGCAAUCACUGCGUCUCGAAACCGCCGGUAAAGGACUACGUGUUACCAGUGUGCAGCCAGGAAACACCGCCACUGACCUACUCAACAUGUCGACCGACGCCGAAGCAAUCAAGAAAUAUGGCGAGCCGACGGGAGCUCAAAUACUCGACCCGAGUGAUGUUGCCAACUCGAUCGUCUACGCGCUGUCGCAACCGGCACAUGUUUCUGUCAAUGAAGUAUUGAUCGAACCUAGAGAUGAGCCUAUAUAG